GCCUGCUAGUGCCUGGCAGGGAAGCGUUAAAAGGGACUUACGGCUAGCAGGAGUCUUUCUUCAACGGUGGAGCUUCAGGUUCCACUUCGGUCCUAACCGUCUCUCUCUUAAGGCAAACAAAGGGUCAUGGCUCCGUCUGCAAUCAAGUCCAACCCAACUCAUUUACCCACACGCUUUCUAGGGCACCAUGUAUGACGACGAUGACACCACGUUUUCGCUGGUGUCAACAGCGUCGGUGACGGAUGCGACGAGCGUCACGACGCGGACAGAGCUCGAGAAUGCGGAUGAAGACAUCGAUUUUGCGGGCAUCGACGACGCCACCAGCGACUUCGAGAGCGGCUGGGAGGUUUCAUCAGGGCCAUCCACCUCCGUGCCCCCGAGUGUAUACGAAGACGAGAUCGCCUACGGCCGGCGCUAUCAUGGCUUUCGCAGAGGCAUCUAUCCCAUGCCUAACGAUGAGGUUGAGCGUCACAGAGAGGAGACAGUCCACGCCCUAUUUCUCCAGCUAAUGGGCGGACAUUUGUUCUAUGCCAACAUUGGCGACCACCCCCAGAAAAUCAUUGACAUCGGAACUGGCAUUGGAAUUUGGCCCAUAGAUGUCGCUGAUCAGCAUCCAAGUGCAAGUGUCAUUGGCACUGACCUUUCACCAAUACAACCAUCAUGGGUGCCUAUCAACGUGCGCAUGUUUAUCGAAGAUAGCGAGGAGCCCGAGUGGCUCCACGGAUCAGAUUUCGAUCUUGUACACUUCCGACAAAUGACUCAUGUUUUUCGAAACCUUCAGGGCCUUCUUACCAAGAUAUAUCCACAUGUCAAGAACGGUGGCUGGGUGGAAUUCCAUGAACUCAUCUUUGAAAUCCGAUGCGACGAUGGAUCUAUGAAAGAAGACGACCCCCUUCGAAUGUUCAUCGAGACGAUGAAGAAUGGCUUGCGAGUUUACGGCAUCAAUAUCCUUACCAUAAAUGAGCUCGAGCAGAUUCUUGGAGAAGCUGGAUUCACAAACGUCCACUGCAUCACAAAAAAGGUGCCGAUAUCGACCUGGCCGCGCGACAAGACACUGCGGGCUCUAGGCGUCUUUAUGAAAACGACCAUUCACGACUCUCUUGGAGCCAUGGCAGCGAAACCCCUGGCAGCCCUCAACCUCUCCCCUGCACAGCGAGUGGCUAUGCUGGAAGCAGCGCGAGAAAGCCUGGAUGACACCUCUAUUCAUCGCUACAUCAACUGCUGUGUCUGCUACGCGCAAAAGAGAGAAGGCCACUAUGCCGAGUCCCUCUACUGAGCUGCAUCGGCGUACUUUGCCUCUGCUUUCCUUCUACGGUGUUUGCUAUGACUUUGAACACUGGACUUUUUCCUUCUCGGAUGGGAAACUCAAUCUUUAACAGGGCUUACGCCCUUGACUGGCACUAUGAAAGUGAUUGACCUGUUUUAUCUUAUUUACUUUACUUGCACGGAGUUGUUACGGGAUUUUCUAUUAGAGAUUGUGUAUAUGGCUUAUUGCUGGCAUCAAAAAGCUUUUUCGAGUCUGCGUUCGAAUUUUACUUUAUAGGGGGUGGACUUGUCCCUUUCUUCUGGUCUACAUUGCAUAUCUUUGAUAUAUAUAUACUAUAUAGUAAUACCCUUGGCACUGCAAUGCCGUUUAUAAGACUUCAUUUCGCA
Molecule: messenger RNA, 1653 nt
Organism: Trichoderma asperellum CBS 433.97
Lineage: Eukaryota; Fungi; Ascomycota; Sordariomycetes; Hypocreales; Hypocreaceae
Molecular function (GO): methyltransferase activity
Source: RefSeq, a predicted model, not a curated record